Messenger RNA from Morone saxatilis (striped sea-bass), 1364 nucleotides. RefSeq names its product 1-acylglycerol-3-phosphate O-acyltransferase ABHD5 (gene abhd5b). The record is from RefSeq and is a predicted model, not a curated record. Lineage: Eukaryota; Metazoa; Chordata; Actinopteri; Moronidae. The transcript has 7 exons. Gene Ontology annotation, biological process: negative regulation of triglyceride storage; positive regulation of triglyceride catabolic process. Gene Ontology annotation, cellular component: lipid droplet. The coding region runs from base 3 to 1172 and encodes 389 amino acids.
ACAUGGUCGCGAGGCGGUCAGUGUACACUAUGCGAAGGAUGGCGGAGCUGCAACCUAUCAAGGAGCAGAGCUCCUGGAUAUUAAGUUGGCUUCCCUCUUGGUGCCCCACAUCUCCCUCUCAGCUGAAAGAUGCAGAAGAAAAAAUGCUUAAGAGUGUGAAGCAGCCUUUCUCCAGGCAGCACGUCCGGCUAUCCAACAACAACUAUCUGUGGACCCUAGCUUUUUCCACUCAUCCGCAGCCACACUCUCCACCCCACACCCCUACCCAGCCCAGGCCCCCUCUGGUUCUGCUGCACGGCUUCGGAGGCGGGCUUGCCCUUUGGGCCCAAAACCUGGACGCUCUCUCCAGCAGUGGACCGGUCUACGCUCUAGACCUGCUCGGCUUCGGCAGGAGCAGCCGCCCCCAGUUCACAGCCCACCCGGAGGGGGCUGAGGAGCAGUUUGUGGCAGCCCUGGAGGAGUGGAGGGAGAAGGUGGGACUGGAGGAAAUGGUGCUGCUGGGACACAACCUCGGAGGAUACCUGUCUGCUGCCUACACGCUCAAAUACCCACACAGGGUGAAGCAUCUGCUGCUGGUGGAGCCGUGGGGGUUCCCAGCUCGUCCAGAGAACCCCAACCACAGCUCCAUCCCAGUGUGGAUCAGAGCCAUGGGGGCUUUCAUGAGCCCCUUCAACCCUCUGGCUGGCCUCAGACUGGCUGGGCCUCUAGGUCCAAUGCUGGUCCAAACGAUCAGGUCCGACUUCAAGCAGAAAUACUCCUCUGUGUUUGACGACAACACAGUAUCUGACUACAUCUACCAUCUGAAUGCCCAGACUCCGAGUGGAGAAACAGCCUUUAAGAACAUGACCAUCCCCUAUGGCUGGGCUGUGAGGCCCAUGCUGGAGAGGAUCGACCAAGUCCAAGCUGACGUUCCCAUUUCUUUCAUCUAUGGAUCACGCUCCAGCAUCGACAGUGACUCUGGAUAUGCGUUCAAGAAAACCAGACAAGAUGUGGAAAUCAGGGUGAUCAGAGGAGCUGGCCACUACGUUUUCGCCGACCAACCUGAUGACUUUAACCAGACGGUCCUUCAGAUACUCGCUAGCACGGAGAAGAAAAGCGAAGGUCAGGAGGGAAUGAAGCAGCGAGAGCUCCCUCAGUUAGAUGGCACACAGGAGGGCACAGGGGUUAACUAACCCAAACCUGCGACACAGCAACAAUAGUUUUACUGUCUUUAUAACGCACUUUACUCUGAAGAGAGACCCAUCACUGGCUGAGGACGCUUUACUUAUAUUUCCUCAGGCUUCGUGUCAAAGGUCAGAUGAUGCCACCACACUCAUGUUUUGUAAAUAAAUGUGAGAUGCAGUCUGUGUUGCUCACUUACUUAC